This is a messenger RNA of Capronia coronata CBS 617.96, 1092 nucleotides long. RefSeq lists its product as uncharacterized. The record is from RefSeq and is a predicted model, not a curated record. The transcript is spliced from 3 exons. Gene Ontology annotation, molecular function: dioxygenase activity. Bases 1 to 1092 code for a protein of 363 amino acids. NCBI's taxonomy places the organism in Eukaryota, Fungi, Ascomycota, Eurotiomycetes, Chaetothyriales, Herpotrichiellaceae.
AUGGGUUCCAUAGGCCCAGCCGACGAUACACCCCAGACGGGAACUGAAUUCCCUUUCCCUAUCGUGUCCUUCCAACCCUUCUUGGACGGGACUCCUGAGGGCAAGAAGGAGGUCGCAGAUCGACUUUAUGAUGCCUUUCACAAUUUUGGAUGGGUCUACCUCAAAGACUUUGGUAUUUCACAGUCCGAAAUCGAGGAGAUGUUUCGAAGAAGCAAGCAGUUCCACGAUCAGCCUACCGAAUGGAAAGAAAAACUCAGACUAAACGACCCCUCGGUAAGUCAGGGGUACACGGCUGAUGGUGCCGAAUCAAGCGACCCUCACGGCGGUCGAAGCCACAAAGAAUGCUAUGAGCAUCGCAAAGUCAACGAGCUCUGCCCGGCAGAGGGAGAGCUGGACGAUUGGACUGCCUGGGCCAAUACCUUCUACAAGAAAUUGCUCGACCUGGCAAGCCAUGUCGCCUCGGCCCUGGCCACGGUGCUAGGUCUCGAUGCCGACGAGUUCCGGGCCCAACUUGGACAACUUGAUGGCCAGCUGCGACUGCUGCACUAUAUGCCCGUGGCACGAAAGACUCUCGAAUCUGGUCGCAACUUCCGCAUCAACCCUCACACCGAUUACGGUCUCUUCACUCUCCUCUUCCAAGAUUCCGUUGGAGGUCUCGAAGUCGACCGGUUCCAUGAUGGGAAGUUCGUGUCGGCCACGCCAAUCCCAGGCACUUGUGUCAUCAAUGUCGCCGAUAUUCUUCAAAGACUUUCCAACGACGGUCUUCGUUCCACUCGCCACCGUGUCAUGGCGCCGAAGUUGUCUCAAAAGCAAUUGGACGCCAUUGGCCCCGAUGGGUAUCUGCCGGCUCGCUACUCGACCGCCUUCUUCGUCCACCCAGAGCGAAACUUCUUGGUCGAUCCUAUUGUCAAGGAAGGUGACAAGCCUCAUUAUGAACCUUGCGUAGCUGGCUGCUGGAGAGACGCCAUCACCGCAAAGAACUACAGGCUCCCGAUACCUAUGGACACCCCAGAACAGGUUCAGGCCGCAAAGUGUGUGGAUUUACGUUAUAUGAUGGCCGCAAAUAUCGAGAAGAAGCCCCGUGUUAUUUGA